UUGUUAAAUGGAGGACAAUAUAGUCAUUUUGACGGGAAAAGGAAAAAUGAAAAAAUAACUGCCUUUAUCGGGAAUCGCAUUCAGAUAAAAUCAAAUUCCCAGAGAAGAAAAUUCACAGGGAAGAGAGAAAAGGGUAUGGGGCUGCUUUCAAAUAGGAUCAAUAGGAAGAACUUGAAGCCAGGAGAUCACAUAUACUCGUGGAGAGCUGCAUAUGUAUAUGCACAUCACGGUCUUUCCUUUUAUCAUCUGAGCAUACUAGGAAUCUAUAUCGGGGAUGAUAGAGUAGUUCAUUUUACCAGACGUGGCCAAGAAGUAGGAACAGGGACUGUGCUGGACCUGCUCUUGUUUAGCUCGGGACCAGCCUAUCAAGCGCCUUGCCCCACUUGUUCUAUGCAGGAAGGGGGACAUGGUGUUAUCCUCUCAUGCUUGAACUGCUUCCUUGCUGGUGGUGUCUUGUAUCACUUCGAGUAUGAUGUUAACCCUGCUCUAUUUCUUGCAAAAGCACGUGGCGGAACUUGUACUCUUGCAGUCUCAGACCCAAAUGAUAUCGCAGUCCAUCGGGCAAAAUAUCUGCUUGAGAAUGGAUUUGGGUGUUAUAAUGUAUUUAAAAACAAUUGUGAAGACUUUGCUAUUUAUUGCAAAACUGGUCUCCUUGUUGUGGAUCAAGGAACUAUGGGACAGAGCGGCCAAGCAGCAUCCAUUAUAGGUGGCCCUCUUGCGGCUGUUCUAUCUACACCAUUGCGCCUUGUAACCACCAAUGUUUAUGGGAUGGCAGCAACAGCUGUCGGUGUUUGAUUCA
Jatropha curcas is the source of this 799-nucleotide messenger RNA. RefSeq names its product NC domain-containing protein-like protein. The record is from RefSeq and is a predicted model, not a curated record. Lineage: Eukaryota; Viridiplantae; Streptophyta; Magnoliopsida; Malpighiales; Euphorbiaceae.